GCUGGAUGGUGUGGCAGCGUCGCCCGAUGCAGUGGUACGGGCCAGGGUCGCCCAGAUCAAGGCAUCACCCGGGUGGGGAAUAUCUCAGACCAAAUGGAGUUCUUCCUCAGCAUUCGAUGGCUUCGUUUCCUGCGCUUCGUCCUACUUGUCCUCGCAGCCGUUGGCAUCUAUUUGGCCAUCGAGAAGCGCA
Molecule: messenger RNA, 190 nt
Organism: Symbiodinium sp. CCMP2456
Lineage: Eukaryota; Dinophyceae; Suessiales; Symbiodiniaceae
Source: the annotation of a GenBank genome assembly